Coffea eugenioides is the source of this 877-nucleotide messenger RNA. Its product is annotated as adrenodoxin-like protein 2, mitochondrial. Bases 141 to 689 code for a protein of 182 amino acids. The record is from RefSeq and is a predicted model, not a curated record. Gene Ontology annotation, biological process: P450-containing electron transport chain. The transcript is spliced from 8 exons. NCBI's taxonomy places the organism in Eukaryota, Viridiplantae, Streptophyta, Magnoliopsida, Gentianales, Rubiaceae. Gene Ontology annotation, cellular component: mitochondrion. Gene Ontology annotation, molecular function: 2 iron, 2 sulfur cluster binding.
CAAAACCUCACCCUCUAAAUUCUCUCAGUUUCCAGAAAAUGCUCAAAAUAGAAGAGUAAACGAGGAAGGGAGAAGGGUUCAUCGUCACUGACCUCCACCGCUUAACUACUUUGACAUAGCACUCUGCCAGGUGCCUGGAUAUGUUUACCUUAAAACUUUCUAAGCUUGGAGCGCAUGCCAUCAAGAAUUGUCUUAAAGCUCAAUUGGCUUCUACAGCAAGGACGUUGCGUGUCCCUUUGUGUCAAAAUGAAAAUUUGCUGCCUUUGAUACAUCAAAGGUAUUCUACUGCAGCACCUGAUAAGGCUUUCCAGAAACAAAAUGAAGAAAAAGAAAAAAUAUCUGUGACAUUUGUAGACAAGGAUGGAGAAGAGAAGCAUAUUAGGGUUCCUGUAGGAAUGUCAAUGUUAGAGGCUGCACAUGAAAAUGACAUAGAGCUCGAAGGAGCAUGUGAAGGAUCCCUUGCAUGUUCCACUUGCCAUGUGAUUGUGAUGGAUCCAAAUCAUUACAAUAAACUGGAAGAUCCAACUGACGAGGAGAAUGAUAUGUUAGAUCUUGCUUUUGGCCUCACUGAGACAUCACGACUGGGCUGCCAAAUAAUUGCACAUCCAGAUAUUGAUGGAAUUCGAUUGGCACUUCCUGCUGCCACGCGAAAUUUUGCUGUUGAUGGAUACAAGCCAAAACCGCAUUAGAUACGCAUUCAACUCGGAGACUUCCCUUUAUUUUUGAGUGUAGGACAGGCAUCUGCCAGUUUUGUAGCGUUUCCAGUGCAAUAGGUGAUAUACACGGUUGUUGUCCUUCCAAACUCUUUGACGAUGUAUGACUAUUCCAUUUCAUACUUUGGAUACAAAACCACAUGAAUAAAAUGAUAAUUUCAAUA